Messenger RNA from Radiomyces spectabilis, 1473 nucleotides. RefSeq names its product P-loop containing nucleoside triphosphate hydrolase protein. Lineage: Eukaryota; Fungi; Mucoromycota; Mucoromycetes; Mucorales; Radiomycetaceae. The record is from RefSeq and is a predicted model, not a curated record. Bases 1 to 1356 code for a protein of 451 amino acids. Gene Ontology annotation, cellular component: nuclear replication fork. Gene Ontology annotation, biological process: DNA repair; replication fork processing. Gene Ontology annotation, molecular function: ATP-dependent chromatin remodeler activity; ATP binding. The transcript has 12 exons.
AUGAACCGCUUACAAAAUACUGAAUUGUGGCAACAGUUGAAGAACUUUCAGAGAAUAGGCGUGCAGAAAGGAAUUCGGCGUCAUGCACGCUUUCUCCUGGCAGACGAAAUGGGACUCGGCAAGACGAUUCAAGCUUUAGCGAUCGCUUAUGUUUAUCAAGAGACAUGGCCCGUUUUAGUAAUUGUUCCCUCGUCGCUGAGACUGACAUGGAAGGCCGAGAUACAACAGUGGCUGGAUCUCCAAGAUGAAGAAUGCCCUGUUAUUUUCAAAGGAAGCAGGAAAACGAUGAAAUUCUGUAUCAUCAGUUACGAUUUGGUGAGCAGAAACGCCGAAGAGAUCACUGCUAGAAAAUUCAAGUUCAUCAUUGCCGACGAGAGUCACUAUAUCAAGAACCGUGCUGCAAAACGGACCAUUGCUUUGCGACCGAUUUUCCACCAAGCAAAGCACGUUAUUUUGCUCUCUGGCACGCCUGCAUUUUCAAGACCUGUGGAACUAUAUCCGCAACUAGAAGCCUUGCGUCCCGAUCUUUUCACCAGUUUUCAUCAAUAUGGCUUGCGGUAUUGUGCAGGAACAUACCAAGCGUUUGGGUGGGAUUAUUCAGGAUCGACCAAGCUCGAAGAAUUGAAUUUUCUAUUAGAAAAGACGAUCAUGGUACGACGCCUCAAGAGAGAUGUUGAUUUGGAGCUACCAAAAAAAACGCGGCAGGCUAUCUAUAUGACCUUGGUUCCUGGCAAAGCAAAAGAAGUCAAGUGCAUCAAAAACGAAAUUGAUAAUCUCGACAAUCAAAUCCGUUUAUUGUACGUGGAGUCUGGUAAGGCCAAGCUACCCUCCAUGAAUGAAUAUAUCGGUCAUUUGCUGGAGAGCACGACGAGCAAGAUAAUCGUAUUUGCUUACCAUUUGGAAGUCAUGGAUGGUAUUGAGAACUUUAUAACCCAGCAACAUGCAAAGGUAAAGAGACGAAUUGAUGGGCAAACAAACCAGCAAGUUCGCCGAUCGUUGUGUGAAGAUUUUCAGAGCGAUGUCAAAGUGCGAGUAGCCAUCCUGAGUAUUGCGGCCGCCAAUGUGGGUCUCACGCUUAGUGCUGCCGAUGUUGUCGUAUUUGGCGAACUUUUCUGGAACCCGUCCCAACUCCUUCAGGCGGAGGAUCGCGCUCAUAGAAUCGGACGUGUUGGUCCAGUAGACAUCAAGUAUCUUUUAGCCAUGGAAAGCAUUGAUGGCUUUCAGUGGCCAAUGGUGAAAAGAAAGCUUCAAAUCGUCGGAAAAGCGUUAGAUGGUGGCCAAGACAAAGUGAACCUUGACAUGUCUGAGAAAACAGAGCCAGAGGAAAAGCGGCACAGACCGUCCCACCACCAAUGACCUCACUGAAGCUGCUUGUUCCUAUCUAUCGUGAUGUUGCAGGACCUUGAUUCGGCCGGUGAUGUUGAGCCUUUAUACAUCGAAAUCAUUGCUUUAUAUGUAAUCGUUUAUUCUCAU